Messenger RNA from Cynara cardunculus var. scolymus (artichoke), 3467 nucleotides. RefSeq names its product systemin receptor SR160-like. The transcript has a single exon. NCBI's taxonomy places the organism in Eukaryota, Viridiplantae, Streptophyta, Magnoliopsida, Asterales, Asteraceae. Gene Ontology annotation, biological process: protein phosphorylation. Gene Ontology annotation, molecular function: ATP binding; protein binding; protein kinase activity. The record is from RefSeq and is a predicted model, not a curated record. The coding region runs from base 108 to 3323 and encodes 1071 amino acids.
UCUCUCUCUCUCUCUCAACUCUCUCGAAUGAUGAAAGCUAAUCAGUUAUUGAUAAUCUCCUGAAAAAAGCUAAGAUAACAUCAUCAUCUUCCAUUUCAUAUUCCAUCAUGAAUCCCAUUACCUUUAAUCAGUUUCUUGUCUUUCUUGCUUUCUUUCCUUCUUUAGCUUCUGUUAAUGGCGAUGCUCAAGCUCAACACCUCUUGUCCUUCAAAUCUUCUCUUAAAAUCCCUAAUCUUUUACCAGAUUGGUUGUCUGGGAACCACCCUUGUAAUUUCACUGGCGUUUCUUGCAAAGACUCCUCGGUUGCCUCCAUAGAUCUGAGUAAUACUGAUUUGAGCUGUGAUUUUGGUUUGGUUUCUUCAUACUUGUUGACUCUUCCUUCUCUUGAAUCCUUUGCUGCUAAGAACUCUAAUCUCACCGGUGUUAUCUCUUUUGCUUCCGGUUCCAGAUCUCAGUGUAGUAAAGCUCUUACUUCUUUAGAUCUGAGUGGAAACCGGAUCUCGGGUUCGGUUUCCGAUGUUUCAUCCUUGUCUGUUUGUUCUGAGCUGAAAUCUGUCCAUCUUUCAAGAAACUCGAUGGAGUUUAAUGGUGGGUUGGAGCCUAUUGGGAUUUCUUUGCAGGUUCUUGAUCUGUCCUACAACCGGGUUUCUGGGUCGGAGCUUGUUCCGUGGAUAAUUUCAGAUGGGUGUGGUGAGCUCAUGGAGUUCAAUGUUUCCGGCAACAAUAUCUCCGGCGGUGUCCCUGAGAGCUUGAAAUCGUGUUCGUCUCUUCAGUCGUUUGAUAUCUCCCGGAAUAAUUUCUCCGGCGUCUUACCCAUGGACACCCUUUUGAAUUUGAGCAGCUUGAAGACUUUGGUGCUGGCUUUCAAUAACUUCGUCGGCGAGUUGCCGGAAUCUUUGUCGGAAAUGACCAAUCUGGAGAGGUUCGACGUGAGUUCUAAUCAGAUUUCCGGCGGAAUUCCUUCUGGACUCUGUAGUAGUACGUCACGCUUAAAGGUGUUGUACCUUCAAAACAAUCGACUUACUGGUCCUAUUCCUUCAAAUCUUAGCAAUUGUUCUCAGUUAGUUUCACUUGAUCUCAGCUUCAAUUCUCUCACCGGAAAAAUCCCUUCAAGUUUCCGUUAUCUAUCAAAACUUCAAGAUUUGAUCAUAUGGAUGAAUCUGUUAAACGGUGAAAUCCCAGAAGAGCUUAUGUACAUUAAAACUCUUGAGAAUUUGAUUCUUGAUUUCAAUUACUUAACUGGUUCAAUCCCAGCUAGUUUAAGCAACUGUACCAAUUUGAAUUGGAUUUCCCUUUCCAACAACAAAUUUACCGGCGAAAUUCCGGCCACCCUUGGUCGUUUACCGAAUCUCGCCAUUCUUAAGCUUGGGAACAACUCAUUUUCCGGCAAUAUUCCGGCGGAGCUUGGGAAUUGUAAGAGUUUGGUUUGGUUGGAUCUGAACACCAAUCAGUUAAAUGGGACCAUCCCACCGGAUCUUUUUAAGCAAUCUGGAUUCAUUGCCGCCGGUUACCUUACGGGAAAGCCGUUUAUAUACAUCAAGAACGAUGGGAGUAACCAGUGUCACGGUGCAGGAAAUUUGCUCGAGUUUGGGGGGAUCAGGCUAGAGGAUUUGGAUCGGAUUUCGUCAAGACACCCGUGUAAUUUUACGAGAUUAUACUUGGGGGUUACUCAGCCGAAUUUCAAUCAUAACGGUUCGAUGAUCUUCUUCGAUCUUUCGAACAAUAAGUUGGAGGGUGGUAUUCCGAAAGAGCUCGGAUCGAUGUACUAUCUCAACAUUUUGAAUUUAGGACAUAACGAUCUUUCGGGACCGAUUCCUGAAGAACUUAGCGGUCUAAAGAAUGCAGCCAUUCUCGAUUUGUCGCAUAACAGAUUGAAUGGCUCGAUCCCGAACUCAUUAACCAGUCUUUCUCUUGGAGAUGCGGACUUAUCGUUCAAUAAUUUGUCGGGUACCAUCCCGGAAUCUGCUCCGUUCGACACGUUUCCGGCAAACAGAUUCUCGAAUAAUUCCGGGCUAUGCGGGUACCCUCUUCCGUUGUGUCCAAAAGAUCUGAACGGUAGAUCAAACAGCCAUAAACAGUCGAAUCGACGAGAAGCGUCGCUUGCAGGAAGUGUGGCGAUGGGAUUGUUGUUUUCUCUAUUUUGCAUAUUCGGAGUGAUCAUAAUUUUGGUGGAGAUGAGGAAAAGGAGGCGGAAGAAGGCGGCUACCGCCCUCGAAGCCUAUGUCGAUGGUGGCGGUAAUUCGUAUUCCGGUGGUGGCCAUGCAAGCAGCGCUUGGAAACUAACGAGCACUCGUGAGGCUUUAAGCAUAAGCCUUGCCGCCUUCGAAAAACCGCUAAGAAAGCUCACUUUUGCCGAUCUCCUCGAAGCCACAAACGGGUUUGAUAACAACAGUCUUAUCGGAUCCGGUGGAUUUGGCGACGUUUAUCGAGCCCAGUUGAAAGACAACACGGUCGUUGCUAUAAAGAAACUAAUCCACGUCAGCGGGCAGGGCGAUCGGGAAUUCAUGGCUGAAAUGGAAACGAUUGGGAAAGUAAAGCACCGAAACCUGGUACCGUUGCUCGGAUACUGUAAAGUCGGGGACGAACGAUUACUGGUUUACGAGUAUAUGAAAUUCGGAAGUUUGGAAGACGUUUUACACGACCGAAAGAAAGGCGGGAUCAAACUAAACUGGGCCACGAGACGGAAGAUCGCAAUCGGGUCGGCCCGAGGAUUAGCGUUCCUUCAUCACAACUGCAUUCCGCAUAUCAUCCACCGGGAUAUGAAAUCGAGCAACGUCUUACUCGACGAAAAUCUCGAAGCACGGGUGUCGGAUUUCGGGAUGGCGAGACACAUGAGCGCGAUGGAUACGCAUUUGAGCGUUAGCACGUUAGCUGGAACGCCAGGCUAUGUUCCGCCAGAAUACUACCAGAGUUUCCGGUGCUCGACAAAAGGCGACGUUUACAGCUACGGCGUGGUGCUUCUCGAGCUCUUGACCGGAAAACAACCAACCGACUCGCCUGAUUUCGGCGACAGCAAUCUUGUCGGGUGGGUGAACCAACACGCUAAGAUGCGGAUAAGCGAUGUGUUCGAUCGAGAGUUGUUGCGGGAAGAUCCGAGCUUGGAGAUCGAGCUGUUACAGCACCUGAAGGUGGCGUGUGCGUGCCUUGAUGACCGGCCAUGGCGGCGGCCGACGAUGAUUCAGGUGAUGACGAUGUUUAAAGAGAUCCAAGCAGGGUCAGGAUUGGACUCCACAUCCACCAUAGCCAGCGGAGAGGCGCAUUUUAGCACGGCGGAAGGGGUGGAGAUGACCAUAAAAGAAGACAGUGAACAAGGCAAACACUGAUGUAUGCAUGGGUUUCUGUAUUUUAUAUGUAUUAUUAGUCUUUGGGGGUAAUCUUGUCAUUAUACGUAAAAAAACAAUGUUGAUCAAUUUUCAUGUAUAUAUUUACAUAAUAGCUUUUGAGAGUAUUUUUUUGCUUGCUUGUUU